This is a messenger RNA of Lachancea lanzarotensis, 3516 nucleotides long. It is a transcript of the gene TCB2, whose product is annotated as LALA0S04e07888g1_1. Lineage: Eukaryota; Fungi; Ascomycota; Saccharomycetes; Saccharomycetales; Saccharomycetaceae. Gene Ontology annotation, molecular function: lipid binding. The transcript has a single exon. The coding region runs from base 1 to 3516 and encodes 1171 amino acids. The record is from RefSeq and is a predicted model, not a curated record.
AUGGCUACUACUGGAUCUGAGGUCGUCGUGCCGACCGAACGAGACCAAGCAGCGAUUGUGGAUGGUGUAGACAAACUGGCCCCUCCACAAGCAAAUCCAGAGCAAGUUAGCAAAGAUGUGCCAGAAGACGAAGUAAAGAAUGUAAACGCUUCUGAGGUAGACCGUGAAAAGGUGGACGCCUCUUAUGUGGGCUGGAAACAGAUUGGAGGCUGGGAAGAAAAGGACGAGCUGACGUUGGAAGACGAACUGCUGGAUUUGAAUAACGAAACUUUUUUGGACAAUUUGAUCCCAGACAAAUUGUAUGGGGACUGGUACCAUGCUGCAGCUGUGUUUUUCCUUGGGGGAACGCUUUCGUUUCUCGUUGGGAAACUCGGGUUUUCGCUAGGUCCCGUUUUUUUCAUCAUCCUAGCCAUGGGUUUGCUGUAUAGAACGUCGAUAAGACGGUACAGAGGGGCAAUUCGAGACCAAGUACAGAAAGAAUUCACCGUGCAAAAAGUGGAGGGUGACCACGAGUCGAUGGAAUGGCUCAACAGCUUUUUGGACAAGUAUUGGAGCCGUUUGGAACCGGAACUCUCCCAAAUGGUGGUUCAGCAGGUCAAUGAAAUUCUUGCAACCAACGCGAGCAUUCCUGGAUUUAUCAAGGCGCUGUGGAUUGACCAGUUCACUCUAGGAGUCAAACCACCCAGAGUCGACCUCGUCAAGACCUACCAGAACACUGACACAGACGUGGUUGUGAUGGACUGGGGUGUUUCCUUCACGCCUCACGAUCUAGCAGAUUUGAACUCAAAGCAGCUGAAGAACUACGUUAAUCAGAGAAUAACUGUCAAGGCUAAAGCGUUUGGUCUACCGCUCUCUGUCACCGUUUCCGACGUUGCUUUUAAAGCGAAGCUUAAAGUGAGAUUCAAGCUCAUGACACCUUUCCCACACAUUGAAACAGUCAACAUUCAGUUGUUGGAAGUUCCCGAUGUCGAUUUCGUCGCCAAAUUGCUUGGCGAUAGUAUUUUCAAUUGGGAGGUGCUCAAUUUUCCAGGACUGUACCCUCUCAUCAGAGAGAUGGCAAAGAAGUACAUGGCACCUAUCCUUAUGCCACCAUUUUCUUUGCAAUUGAACGUUCCACAACUGAUUUCCAGCUCUCCGUUGUCCAUCGGUGUUCUGGAGGUGAGCGUUAAAGAUGCCGUCAAUAUCAAGGGAGCUCGCAAUAUCCUCAACGAAUCGGUGGAUCCAUAUUUGGCUUUCGAGUUGAAUGGUGUGUCAGUCGGUAAAACGAGGACUGUUCGGGACUCUUUGAACCCCGUAUGGAACGAAACUUCGUUCUUGUUGAUCAAUUCGUUCACUGAGCCGCUGACCAUUGUUCUUUACGAUAAGCGUGAGAAGGUUAAGGACAAGGUGUUGGGUAGAAUAGUUUACAAUUUGAGUACGCUGCACGACGAAAAAAGUCAGUUCAAUUUGAAACCCACGUUCCUGAGGAACUCGAAACCUGUGGGGGAACUACAUUUCAGUUUGAAAUUCCAUCCUACUUUGGAGCCCAAACAAUUGCCGGAUGGCACUGUUGAGCAGCCACCAGAUUUGAAUGUGGGUAUUAGCAAAAUUCUCGUGGAAGAGGCAAAGGAGCUGGACGAACCAGGCUGCAAAGUGUCCACCUAUGUCGAGUUGUAUUUCAACGCGAAGUUGGUAUUAACCACAGGUACUUUGAAAAAUACCGAGAGUCCGGUGUGGAAUCAAGAGUAUGAGGCCGUUAUAACAGACCGUCGUAAAACGAGGGCUAAGCUUGUCGUUAAAAAUGGCAAGGGUGAAAUAAUCGGCAGCACUGUCCAAGGGCUAAAUGACUUGAUUGACAGAACCGAAGUCAAUAAAAAUUGGAUUCCCCUUCAAAAUGGUAGGGGGCAGAUUAAAGUCACUACUCAUUGGAAGCCAGUUGACCUGGACUUGGGAGCUAACGCAGUGGCCUACACUCCACCUCUUGGAAGUUUGCGUGUUUUUAUCAGCAAGGCUGAGGGCUUGAGAAACUUGGAGAAAUUUGGAAAAAUUGAUCCAUAUGCCAGAAUUGCUGUUAAUGGCGUUGCCAGGGGGCGCACUAACGUCUGUGAGUCUACGCUGAAUCCUGUUUGGAACCAAGGAAUAUACGUAGCUGUCACAUCGCCAAAUCAAAAGAUCACUCUGGAAUGUCUAGAUGUUGAGACUGCUGGGAAAGAUCGUACCUUAGGCAAAUUCGACAUCAAUAUAUCUGAGAUGUUUCAGAAGGGCAACGACGACAAAUACGUGGAAAAAAUUGAUGAUGAGGCCCGCAUAGGACGCUUGAUUGGUAAAAAAGGUGCAAAGGGUACUGUUACGUAUUACGUCUCGUUCUACCCAACUGUUCCAGUUUUGAGUCUGGAGGAGAUUCAAGAAGUUGAUGAUCUCUCAGAAAGAAAGCGGAAGCUGGACUUAAAGCGGAGCGAAUACAGCGAAAAAGCCUUGAGUAAAGUAGCUGAAAAGAAAAUGAAAGAAGAAGAGUUUGAAAUCAAAGAAAUGGAGGACCUCUAUGGGAACAAAAUGAAGCUCGACCUUGAUGAACUGCUACAGUAUCAAAGUGGUGUGCUUGCCUUUUCGAUUUUAGGAGGAGAACUUCCACAGACUGGUGUUUGUAUUCAGGCCUUCUUUGACUCCAAUAGCUACCCGCGCUACGUUACCCAAAAGUUUAAGGGACGAACCAUCAGGAAUGGUUCCACAGGUGAUGUAAUGAUCAAAGAGCUAGAAUGGUCUGUUGCCACGUUAAGAGCCACAACAAAGCCAGAAAAUAACAAGGCAGAAGAGUGUCUAGCAGAGGUGACACUACCGACCGUGGAACUUCUCAGAAACUGUUACUACAAGCCUUCGAUUUUGAAUCUCUCUGGAAACAAAAGUAGCAAACUUUUAGUUCAAGUAUCGUGGUUCCCGGUAGCAACGACGAGGCUUCCUCAGGCUGAUCUCAUUACCAACACGGGUGACCUGACGAUAGACAUUCUGGGUGCUAACAAUUUGAUUGCUGCUGAUCGAAAUGGAAAGUCAGAUCCGUUCGUCAAGUUUUACCUUGAUAACAACGAAGAUUCAUUCUUCAGGACACAUCAUAAGAAGAAGACUCUCGAUCCUACCUGGAAUGAACAAUGUCAAGUGCAAAUCAAUAACCGUGUCAACAACUACCUCAGGAUCCGCAUGAUGGACUGGGAUGCCGGAAACAAGGACGACUUGAUCGGGACCGCAGUACUACCACUUGCGGACGUCGACCCCGAGAAUCCAAGCGAAAUCGACGUACCACUCACCGGUCCUGAUGGAGAAGACGGUGGUAUUCUUCACUUGAACUUCAAUUUCAAUCCCAGACAUGUCUUGACGGCACGUAAGCAAGAGAAAAAGGUGGGCGAUCUAGCAACCAAAGGACUCACCUCUGGAUUGCAUGCCGGAACCUCGGUCAUCGGAGGAGGACUGGGUGCAGUGGGAAAAAUCAGAAAAGGCAUUUUUGGAGGUGAGAAAAAUGACCGUGACAAAGAAGGUGAAGCCUAG